AUGCCUUACACCAGAUCGAUGGCCCUCGCGGCCCGCACAGCUGCACCCGCCGCGUCGCGAGAUGAUGCAGCAUCCGCAGCGCAGCCUGCCAAAGAAGCGUUCCCCCUGCUCGCACUCCCUUACGAACUCCGCGCAAUGAUAUUCGAACACGCAACACGCGAUGGCCCGGUUCUCGUGCGUAACAACAGGAAAGCGCCCUUCCAACUGGCUUCUCCGUUCUCCGGAGUGAACCGGCAAAUCCAGGCAGAGCUUCAGCCAAUCGUGGAACGGCUCACGCCAACCUCAUGGAGACAAGCAGGGAAGAUCACAGUCGACGUGUAUAAUCUGAACUUCGAUACACUUUUUGACUUUCUAGACGCCCUCACGCGACAGGAAAUUCAGGAUUACAGAAGACUUGGUACCGUCAUCACCCCCAGGCUGCGAUUCGGACGAUGUUCGCGAAGGUAUAGAUCACGUCGGCAGAUCAGAGAAGAAGACAUGGAGUCACUGGUCGACUGGUUGGAGACCUCCAUGACUCAAACAGAAGAAUGGUCUGGUAUAAGUGACUGGAAAUGCGAAUUUGUUGUCAACAAGCCCGAGACGACGCUCAUCCCCUGGCUACGAGCCCUUGACAAAUUCUCGGACGACGUAUAUUUCAGCCCAAGUCGAGCAAUGACACGUCCGGGCAAGUUGAGAUUGAGACAGGCGAUCCAGAAGAUCGUAGACACGGGCGUGGAUGUCUUGCACAGGUCCAAUCUGGUUCUGUACGAAACACAGGCAGGCGAUGAAGAAAGAUAUUGA
Ramularia collo-cygni is the source of this 780-nucleotide messenger RNA. RefSeq lists its product as uncharacterized. Bases 1 to 780 code for a protein of 259 amino acids. The record is from RefSeq and is a predicted model, not a curated record. The transcript is spliced from 2 exons. NCBI's taxonomy places the organism in Eukaryota, Fungi, Ascomycota, Dothideomycetes, Mycosphaerellales, Mycosphaerellaceae.